Ipomoea triloba (trilobed morning glory) is the source of this 3390-nucleotide messenger RNA. RefSeq names its product putative metallophosphoesterase At3g03305. The transcript has 6 exons. Gene Ontology annotation, molecular function: hydrolase activity. NCBI's taxonomy places the organism in Eukaryota, Viridiplantae, Streptophyta, Magnoliopsida, Solanales, Convolvulaceae. The coding region runs from base 152 to 2296 and encodes 714 amino acids. The record is from RefSeq and is a predicted model, not a curated record.
AAUGGAAUCAAUGGAGUUUAGAGAACACCUAUGGUGAGAGUGGUUUAUCGGCGGCGUGAACAGGCGGAAGAGAAAGGACGCGUUCGGAAAUGGAGAGCUCAUUGAACACCUGGAGUGUCACUGAAUCACUGAUGAUUGUAUAAGCUAAGCUAUGAGAAUGAGGUUUUUCCUAAGCUUUUGCUUGACGGCGGCCGUGCUGGCAUUGGCAUCACCUGGCGGCGGCGAUGGAGGAGGAGCAGCUUUCGUGAACGAAAGUGAAAUUUAUACUAAUAAUAACAGUGGUAAUGGAGCGGUUAUAGAGUUACAGGGCGGACCAGAGGAUGUGGCGUGGAUUGUUCAGCUCUCUGAUCUGCACUUUAGCGCACACCAUCCGGAGAGGGCCGUCGACUUCAAGGACAUCGUGGGCCCUACUCUCGCCAUGGUUAAUCCUUCCCUGGUAUUCAUCACUGGUGACCUUACCGAUGCAAAAAGCAAAGAUUUACUAACAACAAAGCAAGAUGAAGCUGAGUGGGCAGAAUAUCAGAAAGUGAUGGGAGAUGUUAUUAAAAGGAGUGGACUGAAGAUAAACAAUUUCUUUGAUCUAAGAGGAAAUCAUGAUACUUACGGCGCAAGCAUUGGUGGUUCAUUUGAUUUUUACUCAAAAUAUAGCAUCAAUGCACAGCUGAGAAGAACUGGACUGGUCAACAGUGUUAGAGUUCAGACUGGCACGCACCGUAUACUUUUUGUCGGAUUUGACAGCACAAUGUCUUCAGGGUUACGAGGCCCAACUAACUUAUUUGGUCAUCCAACUGAUCAGCUAUUAACUGAAAUAAACUCAGAACUCUCACAAUGGAACACUCAACCUACAAAAUCUGUUCUCAAGAUUUCAUUUGGGCACUUUCCACUUUCCCUUUCUGCCCCAGCAUAUUCUGGGAGGACUCUGAAGCAUGUAUUUCUGGACCAAUCUUUGUCCAUUUACUUGUGUGGGCAUCUACAUAGAACAUUUGGAACAAAUUUAAAAUGGCUUCAUGAAAGACCUAAACACUUUCCUAUGAAGGAUAAUGAAGUUCACGAGUUUUGGGAGUGGGAAUUGGGUGAUUGGAAGAAGAGCAGAACAAUGCGCAUCUUGGCCAUUGAUAGAGGCUGCAUUUCAUUUAUUGAUUUUGACUUCAGAUUGGGGGUGAAAGAAACUAUUAUAUUGCCUACAUUCCCACUUGACUCGCGUUUUAUUUUGGACAAGUCUCAGUCAGUGGAUCCUACAUUUUACAGCUAUAUCAGAGCGCUUGUGUUUUCUUCGUUACCAAUGGUGUCUGUUGUGGCCAGAAUCUAUGAUUCAAGGCCUGGAAAUCUCAUGUUAGCAUUUGAGUCUCCAAUGAAGAAAAUUGGGAAUGCCUCAAGGGGGGACCUCUAUAGUUGCCCCUGGAAUUUCAAAGCCUUUGAAGAUCCAUCACCUGAACGAUUCUUGUUACAAAUAGAGGCAGUUGAUAUUAGAGGAAGAUCAUCUUUGACUGAAUUACGGCCAUUUUCUGUUGGUGGUCGACGUGCUAUGCUCUCACAUAAUUGGAAAGAAUUUAUUGUUAUGGGUUGUCAAUGGGAUGCUUUAUAUUACCCAUUGUUGUGGUCCUUCCACAUGUUUAUUCUAUCCAUUCUUCUAAUUCCAAAAGCCAUAUUAUCAUUUUCUAGAAAGAAAUAUACUUACAAAAAUUUCAAUACCAACAGAGGACUAGCAAGUUAUGUAACAUGGAUUACGAUGGAACUAUACAGUAUUCCACGGGUAUGGUGCUGUAUAAUUGCUUACUUGUUAUACCUCAUAUUAUGUCCUUUGCUUUGUGGCCAAGGUCUUGUGGAUGGAAAAAAGUUAUACAUGACCUAUCGAGGUUGGGCAUUGAAGUUCAACUCAAAAGAACAGUUUGAAGGAUUUCCGGAUAUAAUGGUGAUUGUUAUUCCACACCUUUAUGUCGUGGUUUUGCCUACUGUGUUUGUAAUUGGAGCAUUGGUUGCCGAAACAGGAAUUCACCGAGAUAAUAUACGUGUACUUUCCAGUAAAAAAGAGGACGAUUAUGAUGCAAAGAAUAAGGGAUCAAUUUCAUUUACUCAUGGAAGAAAUUAUAGCUUGAAACUGGUACUUUUUCGUGUGCGAUGGAUUAGGAAAGUUCUCCUGGUGUUUUGUCUGACAAUUUGUUGCAUCCAUUUUUUGAGUUGCCGAGCUCUUUCCAAAGCAUAUGAGAUGAACCCAUUUGUCCACUUCCCAAUUUAUAGCAUGUCAGUCCCACUGUUAAUGGUGUAUGCAAUCUACAGAACCAGUAGCACUUUUUAGAAAUAUUGAAGGCUGACCUUGAAGCAAAGGCAUGAAAGAGUGUCUGCCGGCCCUUUGAUCAUCCCCAAAACUCCAAAAGCAUUUAUAAUGGCUUCUUCCUAUGGACAUGACAAGGUAUUUGAACCCCAGGUGAGAUAUAAACUAAAUUCUGUCACACUAAACAUGGCAAUCUUUAUACUUGGGUCUUUACUGAUUAGGGAUGUAUGUAUUGUCAAUUUGUCAUAACCAUAGACAGAACAUUAUCUUCAUUUUUUACUUCCAGUUGUAUACAAUUUUCAAAGUUUUCAUUUCCAUUGCAACAAUUUUGAAAGCAUGCCAAAUAUAUCAGAACUGAAACCAUUUGUUUGACCAUAAAACUUAACUAGAACUACACUGUCAUCACCUCUAUCAUUUCAUGACGAAGACCCCAAAUCUCUCCCUUUAACUUUCUCCUUACUACUGUUUAACUCUCUCCUUAUGCAUAGUGUUCAGACAAGAAUCACAAAGAUUACAGUAUGAUAACUGUGUUUUUCUUCUUAACAAGGUAAUAUAUCAGACAGAACGCGAGCAUGGAGAAAAAGAGAGCCAUAAAGAUAGAACAUAGUACUUUUAUAGUCUAAAUCUGUCUGCUUGCGGCCACAAAAUGCACUGGCCUGAGUAAAAGAUAUAUGUGUAUGCAGUAUUAAAUGGAAAAGUAUGGUAGGUGUUGCAACUACUUUACUAUGUAGUAAAUGCAAUAAAUACAAUAUUCCUUCUAUACCAGGAUCCCCUAAAACAGGCUUCAAAAUCGUCACAAGGUGUGCUCUCUCAUGGGAGAUUUGUCAACCUCUCUGAAUGGGAAUAGGAAAAAGAAUCGUUGUAACAUAUUGUUGAUGAAAUUAUCAUUAAAAUGGUCCAACAUCCAACAUCUGUACUGUCUGUAUUGAUCAGCCAAAGAAUGCUGCUCCAAUCAUAUACCUGAAAUAAUUUCCCUGUACAGCUCAAACUCUAUAGCACAUAAUACCAUCAAAAGAUGAUUAUGGGCUAUUUCAUGCAAAACCAACUUUUUCUUGUAGUUAAACUAUAUGUACUUCCAUUAUGUACUACCAUUUUAUUAUAAAUCAUUGAUUAUAAGA